AUGGCCGCCGAGCGCGCCGAGCUCGCGCUGGUCGCGGAGAGCGGCGCGGCCGCCCCGCAGCCGGUCGGCCAGCAGGUGCUGAACACCCCGAGGACGCGAGAGGCAUGCCGAAGGCUUGGCCUCGUCUUGGAGGACCUGCAGCACAGGGACAAGAGCGAGUUCGCCUUGCCAGGCGACAUCAAAGAGAAGCAGCUGCUUCGCUACGAGCACAACGAGAAACGCCGUAAGAAGUGGCUCGGUGAUGUCCUGGCGGAGCGCGCCAAGGUGAUCGCCCAGGACGCCCAGAAGGGGAAUGCGCCUGGGGUGCAGAGCGGCCAGUUCCUGUCCAUGCUCGAGUCCCUGUUCGACAAGGAGGCCAAGCGCCUGGAGGCGGAUCUGAAGGGGCAGCUGCGCCAGCACAGCUCGCUGGUCAAGGAGAACGAGGAGCAGCUUAAGAAGGAGAGCCAGCUACAGGCCAAGCUGAUGGAGUGCGAGAGGAAAAAGGCGGCCGCUGCAGAACACCAUCAGGUGAACAACGGUCUCGCGGCGAAGGUCAACAGGGAGCGAAGGGCGGGCAAGGCAGUGGAGAACCGCGAGUUGGUGGAGGCGGAGCGCAUAGAGAGGCACGCCAAGAUACAGAACGAGAGGCUGGCCGAGGAGGAGCGCCUGGAGAAGUUCAGGGAGGAGAAGCUGCAGAACUGCAGCGACCAGACCAGCCUCUUCAGGGCCAGGGUCGAAUCGAUGAAGGAGAAGCGCGACGAUCUGCUCAACGAGCGGAUCCAGGCCAGCGAGCAGAGGCUGCAGGAGAUGGACAGGAAGAUGAUGGAGGUGCAGGCCCGCCGCGAGGAGGACGCGAAGCUUCGCCAGGUGCGCAGCGAGGAGCAGCACCUCCACCUCAUGGACGUGCGGGAGUCCAAGAACCGCAUUGAGCGUGUCGAGGGCUACCGGCGCGACGAGCUCCGCGGCCAGGUGGAGGGCAACAUCGAGCGCAUCGAGACGCUCCUGGCGCUGAAGGACCAGCUGAUCGACCAGCGCAAGGCGCGCAACAUGAAGCAGGACGCCACGAAGGGCUCCCGCGGCCUCAACCUGCGGCGGGACUGCCUUCCUGGCCCCGGGCAGUACGAGGCCCCGCAGAGCACCCUGCUGGACGCCAAGACGGGCAAGAUCGGCAAGGAGGCCCGCGUGGGCAUCCCGGACGAGAGGUGCGAGGCGAACAAGUACAACCCUCCGCCAGGGUACUACGACGUGAAGGUCUUGGCCAACGGGAAGUCCGUCGAGACGACGUCCAAGCCGCUGAAGUUCAGCGACCGCCAGCGCGUGUCCUACCUGGACCAGGCCAUCAGGGACAAGUCGGACGUCCCGGCGCCCGGCGAGUACGAGCAGAAGGCGGCGCUGGAUCGCAGGGGCGCCGUCAUCGUGCGGGACAAGAUCCAGGACCAGGGCCUGGACAAGUUCUCCGCCAAGAGGCUCCCUGCGUGGCAGAGGCCGGCCACAGAGACGCCUGGGCCUGCAGGGUACAACACGGACGCCUACCUGCGGAAGGAGGUGCUCCGCCGCGUUCAGCGCUCGCUGCCGGACCUCACCCGCGACAUGCUCAGCGGGCCGCCGGUGAAGGCCCGGUGA
Prorocentrum cordatum is the source of this 1602-nucleotide messenger RNA. The record is from the annotation of a GenBank genome assembly. NCBI's taxonomy places the organism in Eukaryota, Dinophyceae, Prorocentrales, Prorocentraceae.